This is a messenger RNA of Dendrobium catenatum, 1846 nucleotides long. RefSeq names its product 7-deoxyloganetin glucosyltransferase-like. Lineage: Eukaryota; Viridiplantae; Streptophyta; Magnoliopsida; Asparagales; Orchidaceae. Gene Ontology annotation, molecular function: UDP-glycosyltransferase activity. The record is from RefSeq and is a predicted model, not a curated record. Bases 1 to 1440 code for a protein of 479 amino acids. The transcript is spliced from 2 exons.
AUGGGCUCCCUUGCAAAUAAGAAGCCCCAUGCUGUGUGCAUCCCUUACCCAGCCCAAGGGCAUUUAAACCCCAUGCUUAUGCUAGCCAAGCUCCUCCACGGCCGCGGCUUCCACAUCACCUUCGUCCUAACCGAACACAACUACAGCCGUCUAGUCCGUUCACAGGGCCCAGAGGCCGUCAAGGGCCUCGCCGACUUCCGCUACGAAGCCAUCCCCGACGGCCUCCCCAUUUCCGAUGAUGACGCCACGCAGGACAUCCCAGCCCUCACCGACUCCACAACGAAGAACUUCCUCGCCCCCUUCCGCCGUCUCAUCGCCAAGCUGAAUGAUUAUUCCCCUCCGGUUUCCUGCAUCGUCUCCGACGGCAUCAUGACCUUUACGCUCGACGCCGCUCGCGAGUUCGGAAUCCCAGAAAUCCUGCUCUGGACAGCCAGCGCUUGCGGCUUCCUAGCUUACAUCCAUUAUCAGCACCUCGUCGAUCGUGGUCUCAUUCCCCUGAAAAGUUCGGCAGAUAUGAGCAACGGCUUUCUUGACACCAGAGUGGAUUGGAUUCCAGGGCUCACCGAUAGCAUGUCUCUCAAAGACUUUCCCAGCUUCAUCCGCACAACAGAUGCCAAAGAUAUCAUGCUUAACUUCCUUUUGCGCGAAACUAGCCGAGUCACCAUGGCUGACUCUAUCAUAAUCAACUCCUUCGAAGCCCUCGAAGGCCCGGCACUCACGUCACUGCAGAGCAUCCUUCCUCCCAUCUACACCGUUGGUCCGCUCUCCGUCCUCGCUCGCCGCGCUGUACUAAACGAAAGCGAUCUCGCCGCCAUCACUGCCAGCCUAUGGAAGGAGGACAAAGCGUGCAUCAAUUGGCUCGACGGUAAGCAGCUCGCGUCUGUUGUAUACGUCAACUUUGGAAGUAUAACUGUGAUGACAAAGGAGCAGUUGGGCGAGUUCGCGUGGGGACUGGCGAACAGCUGCUACCACUUUCUCUGGGUUAUCCGGCCGGACCUAGUGAAAGGAGAAUCCGCCGUGCUGCCCCCGGAGUUCAUGGAGGUGGUUAAAGAGAGGGGACUGGUGGCGAGCUGGUGCGCACAGGAGGAGCUGCUCACACACCCAGCUGUUGGUGUCUUCUUAACCCACUCCGGCUGGAACUCGACGGUAGAGAGCUUAUGCGGUGGUGUGCCGAUGAUUUGUUGGCCUUUCUUUGCAGAGCAACAGACGAAUUGCAAGUACUCAUGCACUGAUUGGGGCGUGGGGAUGGAGAUUAACAACGACGUGAGGAGGAAUGAAGUUGAGGAAUUGAUAAGGGAGAUGAUGGGAGGAGUAAAUGGGAAGAAGAUGAGGGAGAAAGCCGUGAAAUGGAAGGAGAGCGCGGCCAAGGCCACUGGUCCCAAUGGCAGCUCAGUGGUCAACUUGGACAGGGUGGUGAGUGAAGUUCUUCGAAGAUGCUAAUUAAUUGAGAGAUUUUAGCCGUUAUAUGACUAUAUCUAUCACGAUCCGUCCUUGGUAACAGUGUUGAUUGCAGUUCAGAAAAAUUAAUAAGGUUGACAAUAAGAUGGCUAAUAAUUUGCCGUAGAUUUUUGCAAUUUGCAGGGAUGAGUCGGAUGACAAUGAUGUAUCCUCCAUAUAUUUUGAACUAGCUAUUUCAUAAAUUUAAUAUGUUCGUUGGGUCAGUUUCUAUUGUAUAUUUUUAGGCUAUCUGUUGUAUGAUGCUCAAUAAACGGGCAGUUUCUGAGAUGCGGACUUUAAGCAUCAAUCAACGGUAGUGGGAGGUCGAUAUUUCCGUUGGAUAUCUGGUUGUCGUACUGGAUUAUAUAUACCAAUAUUUGUCUAUAAUAUUUUUUCCAUUUUUUUGAGC